ACAUUCAAGCUGAUGCAGCCCUGGCCGAACAUCUGUUUGGCUGUGAUAAUUGACUUCCUAUUGCAUACAGCUAGAUGAAUUGGUUCUUUAAACUGCAUUUAUAAUAAUAAGCUUUAGCGAAAAUAAUAAUGGAAGACGUUCCAAUGGGAAAUGAAACAAACUCAAACAGCAGCGAAUCGUUCAAUGAGACAGCAAGCCUGCAGCAGCAUCAUACACCAGAGUUUUUGCAACGCAAAAUCUACUUCCUAAUGGAUCAGCUUAAAGAAAUGCAUUCCGAGCUGCCAGAGACCCUGCAGACACGAAUAUCCUACGAUCUGCUCACCGAGCUGGCAAAUUGUGUUUUGAAUGAAAGCAUUUUCGAUAUAGUAAAAGCAUUAAUGGAACUGCAACAUGUAACGGAAAAGCAUUUAAUACAGAUGCGUGCGCAAGUAGAGAAUGAAUAUGAAAUCGAGGUUGCUGAUUGGCUUGUCAAGAUCAAAGAUCCAGAAGAACUGCAGCACAUACUUGGACUUAUGAAAAUUAAACAUACGAAAAAACUAUUGGAAACAGACAAGAAAAUAAUUGAAGUACUGGAUCAGAAGGUUCACGACCAACAAUCUAUGCUGCAAAAAGCAGGAGUUCCUGGGUUUUACAACACACAGAAUCCCAAGGAAAUCAAAAUUCAAAUGUUUUUAUUAGAUUUCAUAUUACGCCUGAGUCUACUGAAAUUCGAGCCGAACAAAUAACAAACAGUCUAAACUUUAUCAAUUAAAAGACUGCAGCCAAAUUCAUUAAUUGGCUUGUUACCAAUAACAAAAUACUAUUUAUAUACAUCAAUAAAAUUAUGUGUAGCUAAAUAUUUAUU
Drosophila hydei is the source of this 844-nucleotide messenger RNA. It is a transcript of the gene gdl, whose product is annotated as gonadal protein gdl. The record is from RefSeq and is a predicted model, not a curated record. The transcript is spliced from 4 exons. Bases 129 to 725 code for a protein of 198 amino acids. Lineage: Eukaryota; Metazoa; Arthropoda; Insecta; Diptera; Drosophilidae.